Polypterus senegalus (gray bichir) is the source of this 1897-nucleotide messenger RNA. It is a transcript of the gene dnaja1, whose product is annotated as DnaJ heat shock protein family (Hsp40) member A1. The record is from RefSeq and is a predicted model, not a curated record. The transcript is spliced from 9 exons. Gene Ontology annotation, cellular component: cytoplasm; cytosol. Lineage: Eukaryota; Metazoa; Chordata; Cladistia; Polypteriformes; Polypteridae. Bases 122 to 1336 code for a protein of 404 amino acids. Gene Ontology annotation, biological process: response to heat; protein refolding. Gene Ontology annotation, molecular function: ATP binding; Hsp70 protein binding.
CGGCUGUCGACGUCGUCUGGAAGAUUCUGGAAGUCUCUGGUUGUUAGGUGUGAGAGGUGUUGUUGUUGUUGUUGUCGUCGUCAGUCUGUUUUUAAAAUUAAUAUACCGGUAACCUUGGAAAAUGGUGAAAGAAACUGCAUACUAUGACCUUCUUGGUGUGAAACCAAGUGCAAGUGAAGAUGAGUUGAAGAAAGCGUAUAGAAAAUUGGCUUUAAAGUAUCAUCCAGACAAAAACCCUAAUGAAGGUGAUAAGUUCAAACAGAUUUCACAGGCCUAUGAAGUUUUGUCGGAUUCCAAAAAGCGUGAACUUUAUGACCGAGGUGGUGAACAGGCUAUUAAAGAAGGUGGUGGUGGCAUGGGAGGUGGAGGCUUUUCAUCCCCAAUGGAUAUCUUCGACAUGUUCUUUGGAGGUGGUGGCAGAAUGCACCGGGAGAGAAGGGGCAAAAAUGUUGUUCAUCAGCUAGCCGUUACGUUGGAAGAUCUUUAUAAUGGAGCAACAAGAAAACUGGCACUGCAGAAGAAUGUAAUCUGUGAUAAAUGUGAAGGUCGUGGUGGCAGAAAAGGUGCCUUGGAGUGCUGUCCAAUUUGUCGUGGCUCUGGUAUGCAGGUGAGAAUCCAUCAGAUUGGACCUGGGAUGGUUCAGCAGAUUCAGUCUAUCUGCAUGGAGUGCCAUGGUCAAGGCCAACGAAUUAAUCCCAAAGACAAAUGCAAGGCCUGCAAUGCUCGGAAGAUUGUGCGGGAAAAGAAAAUCCUUGAAGUUCACAUUGACAAAGGAAUGAAAGAUGGGCAGAAAAUAACAUUCCAUGGUGAAGGUGAUCAAGAGCCAGGGUUGGAGCCUGGAGAUAUAAUUAUUGUCCUUGAUCAGAAAGAGCACUCUGUUUAUACAAGACAAGGGGAAGACCUCAUUAUGCACAUGGAUAUUCGGCUGGUAGAGGCACUUUGUGGAUUCCAGAAGCCAAUUACUACACUUGACAGCAGAACUAUCGUCAUCACAUCUCAUCCUGGCCAGCUAAUCAGACCUGGUGAAUUUAAAUGCAUUAUGGAUGAGGGAAUGCCUGUAUAUCGCAGGCCGUAUGAGAAGGGCCGUCUUAUCAUUAAGUUUCAGGUUAUUUUCCCAGAAGACAAUUUCUUGCCAGUUGAUAGACUGCCUGAACUGGAAAGGUUUUUCCCUACACGAGAGAAGAUUGAAGUAACUGAAGAGAUGGAAGAGGUUGAAUUGGAUGAGUUUGACGUGACACAGGACAGAAGACGCCAUUAUAACAGUGAGGCCUAUGAUGAGGAUGACGAUGACAGUGGUCACCACCACAGGGGAGGUGUACAGUGCCAGACCUCUUGAUUUACAAGUGGAGUGAAAUUGAAGCCUUGAGUUGAUCUUUCCUUUUUGUACUGCUUUACACACAAGACUUUGGAAAUGCAAGUGUUUACCGUUGUGUACUUUGCAAUUUUUAAUGCAGCUGAUGAAGGUACAGGUUAGUAAUGAUUAGAGCUGGAAAGCAGCACCUUAACGGGUCUCGGGACAUUUCAUAACGUGCAAAGUUAAAUUCAGUUUUGUCUGUUUUGCAUUUCUGCUUUUAUCUACAAACUAAGGGGGUGCUGUGAAUGAGUCGAAGGGUAAAGCAUUUGCAUUUUUGUACAUAAGGGUAUAAUUUAACACUUAUCAGUGAAGUCCCAACUAUGUAUUUGUACAUAUUUAUAAUUAAAUUUGCUAGAUCAAUAGCGUACUGUGAUUCUCCUGUGGAUAAACCUGUUAAACUAUGUUCACACUGCACAGACUUGAACACUUUCAUAAUCUGAGGGACAUUAACUGCCAUUGAUGUUUUGGCAAAUGCUUCUCUUCCUUUAACAAGUUGGACUUGGCCUGUUUGCCAUUAAAUGAAAAUCCUGAUCAUUCUCAUCA